AAUAUUCUCGGUGAGGAUGAACAAACAAAUAAAAUAAAAGAUGACUGGCUGUCCCAGGACCCACUGGGUGCUGGGCAAGGUGGGGCCAGGAGAGGGAGCCAGGCGAUGGGCCGGCCAGUCUCUCCCACGCUGGGUGGCUGCCUGGGGGCUGGGGAGAGUUGAGGGCAGUUGGGAGUGGGUAGGAGUGAGGCCAAAAGCCUGGGGGAAGCUACUGGGAGCCAGGCCAGGGAAUGGGGAGUCAGGAAGUGGGGAGGGGGAGCCUGAGGGGCAUGGCCUUGGAGGGGGUGGGAAGUGGUAACUCCGGAAGGGAGAGCCUGCAGGAGAGAAGGGACGUCAGAGAAGAGGAGGUGGCACCCUGGGUCCUCCUUCUAUAAAAGGAAAAGUGGUAGCCUUCCUGCCUUGCCCUCUCCCCUCCAUGUGCCCAUGCUAAGCAGACUCAUCCUACCUCUGGGCAGUGAAUUCCCUGAUGGCUGUGUGCCUUCUGCACUCCAGCCGCUGGGUCCUGCCUCACAGUGUCAGCCGCCUCCUCUCUUUGCUCACCUCUUGAUGCUUCCUUCCCUGUUUCCCACCCUCUUUCUGGGCAGUUCACUCAGGCUGCUCAGCCCUGGAAACCGACUCUGGGGGCAGAGGGCAGCUGGGGGACCCUGAGAAAAGGGAGCCAGACCCCCUGGGACCUAGGCCCUUUCUGUGCGUCAGCCAGGCCUUGCCCUGACUUCCUAGCCCCUUGGGGCUCUGUCCACCAAAUAGGGAAGAGACAGCUGAGAGCUGGCUGUUGGGUUUGGGGAAAGACGAUGUCAUCAGCUGGCCCAGGGCCUGUGACCCAUCCCCCAUCUGGCUGCUAGGGAUCCCCCUCCCCUGGGCAAGUCCCAUUUUUCUUUAAAGGAAAACAAAAACUAGGGUUUUUGGGAAAGAAUGAGACACCAUCUGAGUCCCACCAUCAGAGCUGCUGGCUGAAUGGCUUACAGCUCAGCCAAUCACAGAGACUGGGGAGACUUAAAAGAGCUGGCGGGGAGAGUCUGCUAGGAACCUCAGGGAGACCCAGAGGCACAGAGACCGGGAGAGAGGGCAGGAGAGAGACAGACCCAGGCACGCGGGAAGCAGGGUCUGGGCAGCCAGAGGCCGGGAGAGGCAGUUCCCAGGAGAGGGUUUGCAGGACUGGCCACGAGGCACCCUGCUCAAGCCAAGGGCCACGCUCUCUCCACCUCGCCUGAGGUCCCCAGCCCCUGAAACGCUGCCUCUGACCCUGGCGCUGGCCGAGCCACCGCUGCCGAGGGGAGCUUUCCACAGGCUGGGCGUGAAGGGAGCGGGCCGCCGGCGUCAGUCCUUACAGCUCCAGCACCCGCCAUGUCCCCGACGGACCCGCACCCCAAGAGGGGCUGGGCCGGCUGCUGGCUGUGGGGAGCCCCCUGCCGUCUGCUCCCCACCCUGCUCCUGCUGCUGCUGGCCUCCCUCCUGCCCUCAGCCAGGCCAGCCAGCCCCCUCCCCCGGGAGGAGGAGAUCGUGUUUCCAGAAAAGCUCAACGGCAGCGUCCUGCCUGGCGUGGGCACCCCGGCCAAGCUGUGGUACCGCUUGCCCGCCUUUGGGGAGAUGCUGCUAUUAGAGCUGGAGCAAGACCCGGGCGUGCGGGUGGAAGGGCUGACGGUGCAGUACCUGGGCCCGGCGCCGGAGCUGCUGGGUGGGGCGGAGCCGGGCACGUUCCUCACCGGCACCAUCAACGGAGAUCCGGAGUCGGUGGCAUCUCUGCACUGGGACGAGGGAGCUCUGUUAGGGGUGCUGCAGUAUCGGGGGACCGAACUCCACAUCCAGCCCCUGGAGGGAGGCGUCCCUAAUUCUGCUGGGGGGCCUGAGGCUCAUGUCCUACGCCGGAAGAGCCCUGCCAGCGGCCAGGGCCCCAUGUGCAGCGUCAAGGCGCCUCCCAGGAACCCCAAGCCCAGCCCCCGAAGAGCCAAGCGCUUUGCUUCCCUGAGUAGAUUUGUGGAGACCCUGGUGGUGGCGGACGACACGAUGGCAGCGUUUCACGGUGCAGGGCUGAAGCGCUACCUGCUCACGGUCAUGGCCGCCGCGGCCAAGGCCUUCAAGCACCCAAGCAUCCGCAACCCCGUCAGCCUGGUGGUGACGCGGCUGGUGGUUCUGGGGCCGGGCCAGGAAGGGCCCCCAGUGGGGCCCAGUGCCGCCCAGACCCUGCACCACUUCUGUGCUUGGCAGCGAGGGCUCAACACCCCCGAGGACUCGGACCCGGAUCACUUUGACACAGCCAUUCUGUUUACCCGUCAGGACCUGUGUGGGGUCUCCACCUGUGACACCCUGGGCAUGGCCGACGUGGGGACCGUGUGUGACCCGGCUCGGAGCUGCGCUAUCGUGGAGGACGACGGGCUCCAGUCGGCCUUCACUGCCGCUCACGAACUGGGCCAUGUCUUCAACAUGCUCCAUGACAACUCAAAGCCAUGUGUGGGCCUAAACGGGCCUGGGAGCACCUCCCGCCAUGUCAUGGCUCCCGUGAUGGCUCACGUGGAUCCUGAGGAGCCCUGGUCCCCCUGCAGCGCCCGCUUCAUCACGGACUUCCUGGACAAUGGCUACGGGCACUGUCUCUUAGACAAGCCGGAGGCUCCCCUGCACCUGCCUGUGACUUUCCCUGGCAAAGACUAUGACGCUGACCGGCAGUGCCAGCUGACCUUCGGGCCUGACUCACACCACUGUCCGCAGCUGCCGCCGCCCUGUGCUGCCCUCUGGUGCUCUGGCCAUCUCAAUGGUCACGCCAUGUGCCAGACCAAGCACUCGCCCUGGGCCGACGGCACCCCGUGUGGGCCCGCACAGGCCUGCAUGGGUGGCCGCUGCCUCCAUGUGGACCAACUCCAGGACUUCAAGGUCCCACAGGCCGGCGGCUGGGGUCCCUGGGGGUCCUGGGGCGGCUGCUCUCUGAGCUUCCGCUCCUGCAGCUCCCAGGACUGCCCCGCGGGCUCAGCACUGACCUUCCGUGAAGAGCAGUGUGCUGCCUACAACCACCGCCCCGACCUCUUCAAGAGCUUCCCAGGGCCCAUGGACUGGGUCCCUCGCUACGCGGGUGUGGCUGCCCGUGACCAGUGCAAGCUCACCUGCCAGGCGCGGGCCCUGGGCUACUACUAUGUUCUGGAGCCGCGGGUGGUAGACGGGACCCCCUGCUCCCCAGACAGCACCUCGGUCUGUGUUCAAGGCCGCUGCAUCCAUGCCGGCUGUGACCGCGUCAUUGGCUCCAAAAAGAAAUUUGACAAAUGCAUGGUGUGCGGCGGGGACGGUUCUGGCUGCAGCAAGCAGUCUGGCUCCUUCAGGAAGUUCAGGUACGGCUACAACAGUGUGGUCACUAUACCAGCGGGGGCCACCCACCUCCUGGUGCGGCAGCAGGAGCCCCCAGGUGUGCGGAGCCUCUACCUGGCCCUGAGACUCCCCAAUGGCUCCUAUGCCCUCAAUGGUGAAUACACACUAACGCCCUCCUCCACCGACGUCGUGCUGCCGGGGGCCGUCAGCCUGCGCUACAGCGGGGCCACAGCAGCCGCCGAGACGCUGGCCGGCCACGGGCCCCUGGCCCAGCCCUUAAUGCUGCAGGUCCUGGUGGCCGGUGACCCCCAGAAUGCCCGCGUCCGGUACAGUUUCUUCGUGCCCCUGCCGGCCCCUUCGCCGCAGCCUGCUCCCCCGGACUGGCUGCACCGAAAGGCGCAGAUCCUGGAGGUGCUGCGGAGGCGCCCCUGGACCGGCAAGAAAUAGCCUCACCGUCCCGGCGCCCUGGCGCCGCCAGACUGAGCUGGGAGAAGGGGCUUCGAAGGAGCCUCGUGCUGGACACAGUGGGGAGGGCGCACCCCCCAACAAGGAUGCACAGGCCGGCCCUGCCUGCUCCUGCCCUGGAGGCAGCCACCUGGGUGCAAGGGCUGGGAGACAGUCCCGGUCUAAACUGCCCUCUGCCCUGCUGGUCAUAGGAGGCGGAGGCGGCAGGGUGGCCCUGUUGUAUUUAUUUAGUAUUUAUUCACUUAUUAGCACCAGGGAAGGGGCUCUGGGGAAACUGACCUCUGCCCCUCGUGGCCUCACUCUGGCCAGCAAAUCUGGGGUGGGGUGGUGAGCCCUGUGUCCUAUGUGUUUGCGUGUGCGUGUGCGUGUGUGAAGAUGUACACGUGUGUGUGAAGAUGUGCGUGUAUGUGCGCGUGUCUGCGCGUGAGGUGCAGCCUGCCCUGCCUUCCUCUCCCGAGAGCUCUUUUCUGGGAAGGAGGACUCAGGGCGGCAGGUCCCCGGGAGUCGGGUCGCCAUGGUUUAAAUGUAAACGGAAUUCUGUUAUUUAUGUGCCCCCUUGGGAGUGGGCUGCACCCUGGCUCCAAUCGCUGACAUCCGCUUCCCAGUUGCCAACGGCAAUCCCUCCUGGAGGGCUGUGGCGGGGCAGGAGCAACACGAAUAAACAACCGGCAUCUGCCCAGG
Molecule: messenger RNA, 4437 nt
Organism: Myotis brandtii (Brandt's bat)
Lineage: Eukaryota; Metazoa; Chordata; Mammalia; Chiroptera; Vespertilionidae
Gene: ADAMTS4
Product: ADAM metallopeptidase with thrombospondin type 1 motif, 4
Exons: 11
Coding region: 1345-3738 (797 amino acids)
Biological process (GO): extracellular matrix organization; proteolysis
Cellular component (GO): extracellular matrix
Molecular function (GO): metalloendopeptidase activity
Source: RefSeq, a predicted model, not a curated record